This is a messenger RNA of Passer domesticus (house sparrow), 2035 nucleotides long. Its product is annotated as transcription factor 4-like. Gene Ontology annotation, biological process: regulation of transcription by RNA polymerase II. NCBI's taxonomy places the organism in Eukaryota, Metazoa, Chordata, Aves, Passeriformes, Passeridae. Gene Ontology annotation, cellular component: chromatin; transcription regulator complex. Gene Ontology annotation, molecular function: RNA polymerase II cis-regulatory region sequence-specific DNA binding; DNA-binding transcription factor activity, RNA polymerase II-specific. Bases 671 to 1954 code for a protein of 427 amino acids. The record is from RefSeq and is a predicted model, not a curated record. The transcript has 12 exons.
AUGUGAGCGGCGGGCGAUGCGGCUGCCCGGGCGGGAUGCGAUCGGCCGCGGCUCGGCGGGGGAGGCCGCGCUGCUGAGCCGGAGGAGGCGGCGGGCGCUGCUCUAAACUUGGACCAAGUUGGGGAACGGGCGGCCCCGCGCUCCCCCGAGGGGGGAGUCGCCUGGUUUUUUUUCCGGGAUUUGGGGUUUUUUGGUUUUGGUGUUUUUUGUUGGUUUUUUUUUGAAGGAAGGACAAGGAGGGGGCAAGUCCCCGAGAGCCGCGGCGCUGAGAGCCCGUCACCAUGUGUCUGUAAAAACAAUAGGGCAAAAGUUGUCGGACCUUCUUUUUUUUUUUUUCUUUUUCUUUUUUUUUUCUUCCUUGGUUUUGAAUUUUUAAAUUUUUUAAAUCUUAAUUUAUAUAUUUUUUUCUUUUGUGGCCGGUGGCCGGGCCCCCCAAAUCCCAACAAAGCCAGGUGUAGUGUGCCUGUAAAGCUGUGGAAUAACCCGGAGCAGGACUGACACUUUCCCUACUUUUUGGUGGUUUUGGAGGGUCACACACGUGUGAGACAAUAAAGCACUUUGGCAGAAGAUUCCUCUCUUUUUAUUUUGAUUAUUUUUUUACUUUUUUUCCCCCCCUUGGAAUAUUGUGAACAUAUUUGUGGCCAUUUAAGGUUUGUGUGAUUUUGCUAAAAUGCAUCACCAACAGCGAAUGGCUGCCUUAGGGACGGACAAAGAACUGAGUGAUUUACUGGAUUUCAGUGCGAUGUUUUCACCUCCUGUGAGCAGCGGGAAAAAUGGACCAACUUCCUUGGCAAGUGGACAUUUUACUGGCUCAAGUGUAGAAGACAGACCUAGCUCAGGGUCCUGGGGGAACGCAGGACAUCCGAGCCCAUCCCGGAACUAUGGAGAUGGGACUCACUACGACCACGUGGCGGGCAGAGACCUCGGCUCACACGACAAUCUCUCUCCUCCCUUUGUCAAUUCCAGAAUACAAAGUAAAUCAGAACGAGGCUCGUACUCGUCCUACGGGCGGGAUUCCAACCUCCAGGGCUGCCACCAGCUUUUUCCAGAGGAAAAAGUCGGGAUGAGGAAGCCAAAGCUCCGUGGGCAGAGCCUGCUGGGAGGGGACAUGGAGCUGGCCACGCCCGGGGCGCUGUCCCCCAGCAAGCCGGGCUCCCAGUUCUACCAGUACGGGGGCAGCGCGCGCCGGAGACCCCUGCACGGCUCCUCCAUGGUUCAGACAAAAAAAGUCCGGAAGGUUCCGCCGGGUUUGCCGUCCUCCGUGUACGCUCCGUCCGCCAGCCCGGCCGAGUUCAGCCGCGACUCGGCCGCCUUCGCCUCCAAGGGCGGCGCCGCCUUCGCCGGCUCCUUCUUCGUGCCAGAUGGGCACCACAGCAGCGAGCCCUGGAGCUCCUCCAGCGGCGUGAGCCCGGCCGGCUUCUCGGGGAUGCUGGGCAACGCCUCGCACGCCCACCUGGGCCAGGCCGGCAGCUACUGCAGCCUGCACCCCCACGAGCGCCUGGGCUACCCGGCGCACUCGUCGGCCGAGCUGAGCUCGGCGCUGCCCCCGAUGUCGUCGUUCCACCGCGGCUCCAACGCCUUCGGCUCCUCCUGCACGCCCCCGGCCAACGGCGCCGAGCCCCUGCUGGGUGAGCCACGAGUGCCGGAAACACGCGGCAAACACGCGGCAAACACGCGGCAAACACACGGGAAACGCGCGGGAAACACGCGGCAAACGCGCGGGAAACACGCGGGAAACACACGGGAAACGCGCGGCAAACACACGGGAAACACGCGGGAAACACACGGCAAACACACGGGAAACGCGCGGCAAACACGCGGCAAACACGCGGCAAACACAUGGCAAAAAGGCUGGGAGAAUGACAAAAAAUUCCCAAAACAAUCGGUGAAAAUUUGGGAAAAAAUGGUGGGAAAAUCGCAAAAAAAUCGCAAAAUUUUUGUAAAAAAUCCCUGAAAAAUUCCCAAAAAAUGCCAGAAAAAUCCUGGAAAAUUCAGGAAAAAUUCCAGUAAAUUACAAGAAAAAGUCAGGGAAAAA